AUGACCGUCCCCAGCAGCAGCCAACUCAAGCCCAUCGACGUCGGCCUCAUGGGCACCGGCGAGUACACCACCGGCAUCACCCCCGGCGGCCAGUCGAAGAGCGACAAGAAGAUUGGCGUCGUCGGCGUGACCAUGUUCGACCUCCGCCGGCGCGGCAAGGUUGGCAGUGUCCUGAUGGCGGGCACGAACGGAUCCAAGUUCCCCCAGGUGCGCGAGCACUUUGCCCGCAACGUGGCUUCCGUGUACAAGGGUCUUGACUGCGACUUCCGCUCCUUCCCCGACGAGGGCAAGGUCGACGCCGAGGCGUACAAGUCUGCCAUCAGCGAGCUCUCCCCCGGCUCAGCCGUUAUCAUCUUCACGCCCGACAGCACGCACUAUGCGAUCGCAAAGGAGGCGCUCGAGGCGGGCAUGCACGUGCUCGUGACCAAGCCUGCCACUCAGAAACUGAGCGAGCACCAGGCCCUCGCCAAGCUGGCAGAGGAGAAGGGCCUGGUCUGCUUCGUCGAGCACCACAAGCGCUUCGACCCCGCGUAUGCCGACGCACGCGCUCGUGCCAAGAAUCUGGGUGACUUUGGAUUCUUCAGCAGCUACAUGUCGCAGCCCAAGCUGCAGCUCGAGACGUUCAAGGCUUGGGCUGGCAUCGACUCGGACAUCAGCUACUAUCUCAACUCACACCACGUCGACAUUCACUGCUGGAUUGUGAAUGGCCGUUUCCGCCCCGUCCGCGUGACGGCCAGCGCGGCCGCGGGCGUGGCCAAGGACAUGGGCUGCGACCCCCGCACCGAGGACACAAUCACGCUCCUCGUCGACUGGGUCAGCAACACGGACGAGAGCAAGCGCGGCACGGGCGUGUACACCGCAUCCUGGGCCGCGCCCCUGAAAGCCGGCGUGCACAGCGAGCAGAGGUUCCACUACAUGGCCUCAAAGGGCGAGGUGCGCGUCGACCAGGCGCACCGCGGCUACAGCGUCACGGAAGACGACACGGGCAAGGCCGACUACAACGUGAGCUACAUGAAGUAUUCGCCGGACGAGGACGGCUUCUUCGACUCGCAAAAGGGCUACGGCUACGUCUCGUUUGAAAAGUUUAUCGACGCGUGUCGCCGCGUCAAUGCCGGACAGGACAAGGCCGCCGAUUUCGAGGGUAAAGGGCUGCCCACUAUUCAGGACACGGUCGUCACGACGGCGAUUCUGAAUGCCGGCCGCAUCUCGCUCGACGAGAAGCGUCCCGUCGAGAUCGUGACCGGCAAGGAUGGAGAGUUGCAGCUCAAGUGA
Molecule: messenger RNA, 1272 nt
Organism: Trichosporon asahii var. asahii CBS 2479
Lineage: Eukaryota; Fungi; Basidiomycota; Tremellomycetes; Trichosporonales; Trichosporonaceae
Product: dehydrogenase
Exons: 2
Coding region: 1-1272 (423 amino acids)
Biological process (GO): NADPH regeneration
Cellular component (GO): cytoplasm
Molecular function (GO): oxidoreductase activity; nucleotide binding
Source: RefSeq, a predicted model, not a curated record